Molecule: messenger RNA, 1204 nt
Organism: Drosophila mauritiana
Lineage: Eukaryota; Metazoa; Arthropoda; Insecta; Diptera; Drosophilidae
Gene: Ppt2
Product: lysosomal thioesterase PPT2 homolog
Exons: 5
Coding region: 76-942 (288 amino acids)
Cellular component (GO): lysosome
Molecular function (GO): thiolester hydrolase activity
Source: RefSeq, a predicted model, not a curated record
AGCAAGAAGAAGAGCAGCUAAUAAAGAUACGGAUACAUCAACAACAACAGUCGGAAAUCCAUUGUUCCCCACAAAAUGAGACUUCGUUUGCAAGUCCUGGUGGCCCUGGUAACCUGCUCGUCCAUUACCGGCUCACUGGCCUACAAGCCGGUGGUCAUCCUCCAUGGAAUUCUAUCCGGAGCCGAAUCGAUGGCCUCUCUGGUCCGGGAAAUCAAAGAGUUUCAUCCUGGUACCAUCGUCUACAACUGCGACAAGUUCAGUGGAUGGUACAGCUUGGAGAACGCCUGGCGACAGGUCGAUCAGGUCAGGGAUUACCUCAACGAGGUGGGCAAACUGCAUCCAGAGGGCAUCAUUGUGCUGGGAUAUUCGCAAGGAGGCCUCUUGGCUCGGGCGGCCAUCCAAAGUCUGCCCGAGCACAAUGUGAAGACCUUUAUAUCUCUAUCCUCGCCACAGGCGGGGCAAUACGGCACUAGCUUCCUGCAUCUGAUAUUUCCCGAUUUGGCAGCCAAGACAGCCUUCGAGUUGUUCUACUCGCGCGUGGGACAGCACACCUCGGUUGGUGGCUACUGGAACGAUCCGCAGAGGCAGGAUCUCUAUCUGCAGUACAGCGAAUUCCUGCCACUGAUCAAUAAUGAGAAGAAGACCUCCAACUCCACUUCCUUCAAGAUGGGAAUGGUGCGGCUGAAUAAGUUGGUGAUGAUCGGCGGACCCAACGACGAUGUGAUUACACCGUGGCAAUCAAGCCACUUUGGGUACUUCGACGAAAAUAUGGAUGUGAUUCCUUUUAUUAGGCGACCGAUUUUCACCAGCGACUCCAUUGGCAUCAGGACGCUUCAGGAGGCCGGCAAGCUCAUCAUUGUGGUCAAACCCCAUGUUCAUCAUCUUGCCUGGCACACGCGAAGGGAUGUCAUCCACGAAGUGAUAUUUCCAUAUCUGGACUGAACAAAAAACCAAAACCAAAUAACUAAACUAAGCGAUCAAACGGCUGUGAUCGGAAAGACGGACAAAGGCUCACUCUCAUCAAUAAGAAUUAAUGUGAAGUUGCUGGCUCGGUAAUUAGGCUACAAACAUGAUCUUUUAUUGGUAACUAAGCUAUAUAUUUUUAAAACCGCCUGCGUCUUGCAGGAGAGAUUUUUACAAACUCAUAUACUACUUGUAAAUAGGCAAAUAAAGUGAAACUAGCUAUUUUUAAUUUGCAAUUUCA